ACUGAUAUAUUUUAUAUAGCAACAUCAGAGUUAAGGCAUAUCCGUUUCCGCCCUUUCGGCGGCCAUUAUCGAGUUGUUCGUUCACCGGUUCUGUGAAGGGGUCUCAAGUGAAUGAAAAAUCUAAAUAAUUUUCAAAUUCUCUCUUUUUAGAGAGAUACUUAUUCAAGCGUUACAACCACGUAAGUUCCUAUAGGAACUAGAAAGGAAAAGAUGCAGUACAACGGCUUCCAUAAUCAACAUCCCAUAUUCAGACCUCGAACAGACCGGAAUGAACAAUUUGGUAAGGUAUUUCUUAAUGGGCUUCAUGAUUUUGGGGGACCAAAAAAUUUCGGUCCUAGAAAUAAUAUUGGAAAUAAAAACAAUUUUCGGCCCAGAAUGGAUUUUAAUGGAGUAAGAAAUGAUUUCAAUAACCAGCGGAAUGAUAAUGGCAACCCAAAUGAUUUUGGGGGGCCAAAAGAAUUCAGGCCUAGAAACAACUUUAAUAAUCAUUCACAAAAAAAGAAUGAUAAUGAUGGUGAUAAACAACAAAGAGGAGGAGGUGCCAUCCAAUAUUUUAAUGCGAAGAAUGAUUUUGGGGGACCAAAACAACAAAAUUUUCAUAAUAACAAAAAUAACUUUGGAGGAAAAACUUUUAAUAAUCAGAAUGGACAGCAAGGAAACAAUGCCCAGCAAAACUUUGCUCCGAAAAAACAGUUCAAUAAUAAUGAAAGACAACAGUCAGCCGAUUUCAAGGGACGUAAGUUACAGAGUCAGAAAGCCAAGCACCCUGGAGAUAGUUUGGUAAAACCAAUAUGGGAUUUGUCAAAUCUUGAACCAAUCCAAAAAGAUUUCUAUAAACCACAUCCUAAUGUUGAAGCUCGUUCCGAUGAAGAAGUACAGUUAUUCCGUGCUACUAAAGAAAUUACUGUCAGCGGUAAUAAUAUUCCUCGCCCCAAUCAAAUGUUUGAUGAAGGUAAUUUCCCUGAUCACAUUAUGAAUACUAUCAAAGAACAGGGUUGGUCAGAGCCUACAGGUAUUCAGGCCCAAGGAUGGCCAAUAGCGUUGUCUGGUCGAGAUAUGGUUGGGAUUGCUUCUACAGGAUCUGGCAAAACACUUGCAUACAUGCUUCCAGCUGCUGUUCAUAUUAUGCACCAACAACGUAUCCAAAGAGGUGAUGGCCCAGUUGCUCUCAUCCUUGCCCCAACUAGAGAACUGGCUCAGCAGAUACAAUCGGUGGCACAGGCAUACAGUGCUCGUGGAUGUAUCCGGAAUACAUGUUUGUUUGGAGGCUCCCCUAAAGCUCCUCAGGCCAGGGACUUGGAGCGUGGUGUAGAAAUAGUAAUUGCGACACCAGGACGUUUAAUUGAUUUCUUGGAACGUGGUACCACAAACUUACGCCGCUGUACAUAUUUAGUGUUAGAUGAAGCUGACAGAAUGCUGGAUAUGGGAUUUGAACCACAGAUUCGUAAGAUUAUUGAACAGAUACGUCCAGAUCGACAGGUUUUGAUGUGGUCUGCCACUUGGCCAAAAGAGAUUCAGGCAUUAGCUGAAGAUUUUCUCAAUGAUUAUGUUAAGGUUAACAUUGGUUCAUUAAACUUGUCUGCUAACAACAAUAUUAAACAAAUAGUUGAAGUUUGUGAAGAACAUGAAAAAGAAAUGAAGCUUACUAAUUUACUGAAGGAGAUAUCUUCAGAACGUGACAAUAAAGUAAUUGUUUUUGUGGAAACAAAAAAGAAGGUGGACGAUAUCGCUAGAGCUGUACGUCGUAAUGGUCAUAAGGCUUUGGCUAUUCAUGGAGAUAAGUCGCAACCCGAGCGGGAUGCGGUAUUAACCGAGUUUAGAAAUGGAGCCACCACUAUUUUAAUUGCUACAGAUGUGGCUGCACGUGGCCUCGACGUUGAGGAUGUAAAAUUUGUUGUCAAUUUUGAUUACCCCAAUUCUUCAGAAGAUUAUAUCCAUAGGAUUGGUCGUACUGGCCGAUGCCAACAGUCGGGUACAGCAUACACAUUCUUCACCAGUGGAGAUUCUCGUCAGUCACGUGCACUUGUUGCUGUGUUACGUGAAACGGGUCAAAAUCCACCAAGUAGACUGAAUGAGAUGGCAAGAAAUAACAACAACAAUACUGGUCGUAACCGCUGGCAACAACGUAAGGAGAAUAAUAGUGGCUCAAGCUCACCACGUCAGCAAAACAACAACAACCAGUGGAAUAACAAAAUGGCUGCAACAGUCAAUGAGGACAAUAAUCAGAACAUUUAUCAAAACCGCAACGUAAACCAGCAACCACCGCGAUUUUCAAAUCAGAAUCAAAUAAAUCAUCAGGGUUUCAGACAAAAUAAUUAUCAGAAACCUGUACCUUUCCCCAGUCCCAAUGUAUUUGAGUCAAUGGGCAAUUAUCAAGGUGGUUACAACAAUGGAUUUCAAAAUGGAUACAAUAACCAGAAUGGUUAUAACCAGCGUCCCUACAAUAAUUCCCGUAAUGGUGCCCAACAGUACCGUAAUAAUAACUCCAGUAACAAGUCUGGUGGUUCGGGCUCAUCUUAUGGCUCUCCUCCUCCACACUUUGCUACUCCUCAACAUUACACACCGAUGCAUACUCAUCAGGAAAUGCUUGGCGGCAAAUUCUACGGCGGCGGUGUUGGCGGUGGCGGACCUUGUGGCUACCAGGCGGGAAUGGGCGCUAGUGUGCCGUACGCACACAUGGCGCCUGGCCCACUGCUAUACGCGGCGCCCGUGCAGCAGUAAUUUCAACUGUGGUGAUACCUUCCGUACGAUUCAAAAUUGGCCUCGUUCAAUGUCGUAACGGCUAUAACAUGGUUUUUAAUCAUACAUUUUUUUCUCUGUAUCUCAAAACGAAGUUAUGUUUUAAUUUCCAUUUUUCGAAAAUGCCCUAUUUUCGAUGUUGUUAUGAAUAAAAAUAUUAGUGGUUAUUGUUCAUCAACGAGAUAUGUAUUGAGGCAUCUUUUUAACCCCUUUUUUUUAGAAUAUUUCAUUGUAGAUCUGAAUGAAGACUUCAAAAUAAAUUUAUCAUUAGUGAUGUAAUCAUACUAACGAAAUAUAAUUUUAUUUCGCAAAAUUUGACUUUGCGUCAUCAAUGAAUCCUGGUGGGAAUUGUUUAAUGCGAAAAAAAAAUAUGAAAGCUCUUCAGAUCCAUUUGAAUUAACAAGUGUAAUAAGUGUGUUAGUUUUAUAAGGCGAUGUAUUCUUUGUUGGAUCAAUUUCGCUUCUAUAUACUCCAUACAUUAUAAAGUUUAUAAAAAUAUAAUGUAUUAGUAUUACAGUACAGUAAAACCAAGUAUUACUGUUAGAAAUAUAUUGAUACAGACGGAAUGACCAAUAUAGAAUACAUUAUUACAAUAAUAUACUGGUGGAACAGAUAACUUCAACAGUUCUGCCCUUUAGCUUUUAAUCAUUAUAUUUGUUAGAAUAGUUGGUGUGGGUACCCUCUUGUGUAAUCCAGGGUGCCUUUCGUUUUUUUUUAAAUGUCUGUAUGAUGUACGAAAUGCACGAAACAUGUAGAAGAUGAGUGAAAUUAUAUGGGGAGGGUUUUUUAAAAACAAAUGUUAUUUGACAUAUUUUAUAUAAAUUAUUUUUAUUGUUAAUGAUUGAUCUUAUCCAGUGAAAGAGUGGGACAAUUUAGAGUUAGAAAAAAAUUAUUAAUACUUAAACAUGUUGAAUUAAAAAUGCUUCUUGGUAUAUAUGCAUCAUAAUAACAAUCUGUAUUGCCAGAUAAAAUUGUGAAUAUUUUUCUUAUGUAAAGUGAUGUCAAUGACAUUUCAAGUCACUGAUUUCGAGGUUAUUUUUUUAUUAAAAAUUAGAUCUUGAUAUACUUGAAUAUUUAUGUCUAGGAAUAUUAGUCUGCGUCAAUUGGACUUGGACAACAGUUGUACUUUAACAUAUUCAAACUUAUUUACCAUACUCAAAAAUGUAGAAGAUUGUAAAUAACAUGCAUUUAUCUUAGGUCGAUUAGUAUUUUGAAUGCGAUGAAUAUAAUCGAACAGUGUUUACUUUGUUGCUUAGCAAAAUAAGGUAAUACUUCAUAUUGUGUUUUUCGAUUAUUUUUUUAUAUGAUGUGGUUUCAGAUACUUGAACGAUUUUCUUUGUACGUAAACGGGUUCUAAAGGCUAAGGCUAGGAAUGAAUAGGUACAAAUUAUAUCUACUUAAACACAAUGUGUUAUCUAGAAUCCCGUUACUGUCCAAAGAUUUGGAAAAAUCUGUGAUAUUUCAUUACUGUAACCUGUCGUUGCGUUGGUCAAUUGUUGAUACAUAAGAACACUUCCUGCGGAAUGUGUUUACUAGACAAAAAUAUAUUUUUUGACUAUUUGAAGGAAUUUCUUGGAUGUUUGUGACUACAAAAGUUCGCAAGUCAUUCACAGAUAUAAUAUAAUGAUAUGAUAGAUGUAAGAUUUAAUAAUUUAUUGUUAUUCAAUUUAGUUUUCAGUUAACUGAUAGGUGACGAAAUUGAACCAGUUCAAAGGGACGUAAACGUUAUUAUCUAUAUAAGUAACCCGUUCAAGUGGUACAUCUCGAAGAUAUUACGAUGUAUAGUUAAAACGGGGAUCGAACCGAUAUAAGGGGUGAAACAACGUGUCUGUGAAUCUCGUGUUUAUAUCUUAUUAGAAUGCGGGAUUUGCUUUAUUUGUGUACAUUAUAAAAGAAAGACUGCCGUUAAAGGAGAUGUGUAUAUGUGCAUAAGUUCAUCUUAAAGAUGAUUUCCUAUGUACUAGCCUGUGUGCGGACCUUCGCUGUUUGUUGUGCAGAUGGUUAGCGGUCUAAAUAGUGUGGUGUGGGCGGUAUACGGCGUGCCAGGCUAGGUAGUUGUGUGCGUAUUAGAUUGGCCAGUGUGUAUGGUGUCCUGUCUGGUCGCGGAUAGCAGGUAGCUCCUGUAUUAUUAUGUACAAAGUACUGCACCCACCUCUACUAAACAACUGUGAUAAUAACACUAAGUAGCUUAGCAGGCGAUUUAUUAUACUAGUUACGUCCAAGAGAAGGGAUGACAUCAUAUCUGACAUAUUGUAUUGUGAUAAUAUAUCAAGGCGUGACCUCCUCGGUCGGUACGUUUUGACUUAAAGUUUUCUCUAAACAAGACUGAUUAUUUCUUAUUGAUAAAUAUUUUAUACAUGUUCCACUUUUGACUGAAUGAAUUAAGAUGUCUGUAUUUAUAUUGGUAGUAUUCUUGUCUCAUCGCUGUGUGUUUUCGCAAAAAUUAAUUAUUCACUAUGUUGGAUAUGUGUCAAAACGCCUUUCUAUGUGGUCACCAAAUUGAUGAAGGUCAUUUAUAUUUAAUUUAUAAUUUCUACUUUCCUUUGUGAUGGAAAAUGUUGUUGACAAUUAUGUGGCAGCGGCAGUUGAACAUUAUCUUAUAAAGAGUUAUAAUAUAUAAUUUGUUGUUUAUUUGCAAAAUUUUAUUUAUUCAAGCAGUAGGUAACUCAUAGGCAAUCGUACUUUCGUGCUUUACUAUUUAAGAGUUUAUUAUUUUCAAAAAUGAAAAAUGGUCGUGAAAAAUAUACAUAGAAUUUUAAGUAUGUGGCAAUGCAGAUCUUCAUUGAUUCUUACUAUGAAUGACAUAGUUUGUAUUUAUUCAAUUUAUAACUUAAAAUGGAGAGAGAGGCUCCUUAUAAAACUGUCCCAAAGGGAAGUCUUCUGAAUGUUUCUAAGAAGUGCAUUUCUUCUAUGUAAUACAGUAUUAAAUUCAGAUUAAUAAAUGGAUGUAUAAUUAUUA
Molecule: messenger RNA, 5698 nt
Organism: Galleria mellonella (greater wax moth)
Lineage: Eukaryota; Metazoa; Arthropoda; Insecta; Lepidoptera; Pyralidae
Exons: 8
Coding region: 211-2721 (836 amino acids)
Cellular component (GO): ribonucleoprotein complex; nucleus; cytoplasm
Molecular function (GO): RNA helicase activity; RNA binding; ATP binding
Source: RefSeq, a predicted model, not a curated record